Lutzomyia longipalpis is the source of this 4623-nucleotide messenger RNA. RefSeq names its product serine/threonine-protein phosphatase alpha-2 isoform. Gene Ontology annotation, molecular function: protein serine/threonine phosphatase activity. Bases 251 to 1240 code for a protein of 329 amino acids. Gene Ontology annotation, cellular component: cytoplasm; nucleus. Lineage: Eukaryota; Metazoa; Arthropoda; Insecta; Diptera; Psychodidae. The record is from RefSeq and is a predicted model, not a curated record. The transcript has 7 exons.
AGAAACAAUUUGAGCACCGUGUACUGCUACAACUAGAAAAAUUGACAAUCCGCCAUUACAUUUUUCCGCGGGUCUCGCUCGCAUUUCUCUCGCAAUAUCGGUUUAAUUUUCGUUUAUAUUGUGUUUAAUGCCGUGCAAAAUAGUCAGAGAUUAGUCCCUGUGAUUCUUCUUGUGGCAUUGCACCGAUACUUGAAACAGUGCGUCGGCUAUUGAGCGAAAUAAAUCCCCCAAAAAACAUUCUUGUGAGUCAAUGGCAGCAGAAAUGGAUGAAAAGUAUGAUAUUGACGAGCUAAUUGCCAAGUUAUUGGAAGUGCGUUUAGCCCGCCCAGGGAAAAAUGUGCAACUGUCUGAAAGUGAAAUACGUGGAUUGUGUUUAAAAUCCCGUGAAAUCUUCCUGUCACAGCCCAUCUUGUUGGAACUUGAGGCUCCGCUGAAAAUUUGCGGUGACAUUCAUGGACAGUACUACGAUCUGUUGCGUCUAUUUGAAUAUGGGGGCUUCCCGCCAUAUUCAAAUUAUCUUUUCCUUGGUGAUUAUGUGGAUCGUGGUAAACAGUCAUUGGAGACAAUAUGCCUACUACUUGCCUACAAAAUAAAGUAUCCAGAGAAUUUCUUCCUGCUACGAGGAAAUCAUGAAUGUGCUAGUAUCAAUAGAAUUUAUGGUUUCUAUGACGAAUGCAAGAGACGCUACAAUAUAAAAUUGUGGAAAACAUUUACAGAUUGUUUCAAUUGUUUGCCAGUUGCAGCAAUUGUUGAUGAGAAAAUCUUCUGCUGUCACGGUGGCCUAAGUCCCGAUCUGCAGUCAAUGGAACAAAUUCGACGUAUUAUGAGACCCACCGAUGUCCCAGACCAAGGACUUCUCUGUGAUCUUCUGUGGUCUGACCCCGAUAAGGAUACAUUGAGUUGGGGUGAAAAUGAUCGUGGCGUUAGUUUUACAUUUGGACCAGAGACGGUUCUGAAAUUCCUGCGUAAGCACGAGUUUGACUUGAUAUGUCGUGCUCAUCAAGUUGUGGAGGAUGGUUAUGAAUUUUUUGCAAAACGACAACUCGUGACGCUAUUUUCAGCGCCCAAUUACUGCGGUGAAUUUGACAAUGCAGGUGCAAUGAUGUCUGUGGAUGAGACAUUGAUGUGCUCAUUCCAAAUACUGAAGCCAGCUGAUAAGAGGCGAUUUCAGUAUGGCACCCCGAAUUCUCGACCAGUAACACCACCACGUGGGCUACAUAAUAAGAAUAAGAAAAAAUAAAUUAGGACAAGAGAUGAAUUAGAUCAAGAAGAAAUGAAAUUAAUAACAAUGGGGGGGAAAUUACAAUGGGAGGGGUGUUAAGAGUAAAAAAAAACCAACAACAACAAAAAUGAAAACUUUUCUUUAUGUGGGAGUGUAAAAGAAGUUAAAUCUUGUGAAGUAAUAAUAAUUAUAAACAAACAAAAAAAAAAUGAAAAAUGAAAAUACAUUCAAUAUCAUGUGAGAGGUAUAAUAAUUUUAAAGAAAAAGAAAUUGCAAGAAGGGAAGAAAUGAGUAAGCUUUGCUAAAAAGAAAGAAUAAUUCAAAAAUAUUCUCUUCUUUUAUUUUGAAAAAAAAAAAACUAAUACAGCAGCAUUUUUUUUUCUUUCCUCAAUUGUUAUAUAAAUGGCAUGCAUGAUAGGCUGGCAUGAUGCAUUAAGAAUGCAUUAGUAAACUUCUGAGAGAUGGUCCAGGAGAAAUAUUUCCUCCGAUUGCCAUUUAAUGGCAUGACGCAAGUUUUUUUUUAAAGAAGUAUUUUAAAGUUUUUUCUUGCUCCUUUAUUUAUUUUUCUUCAAUUUCUCAUUUUAGUUCACACACAAAAAAAAUUCUUUCAAAAUUAUAUUUAUUUUCUUUUAGAUAUAUUUUUUUUAAAAACUUUUAUUGCAUUCAAAACUAGCGCCAAAUAGAAGAAAUUGGCAAAAGGAUGAUUUUCUUUGUAAUUCAUGGACCUUCAAAGGGUUUCAAUGCAACUUGAUAAAAAAAGAAAGAAUAAGAAAAACAAUGAUAAUUUCAAUGCACAAAAAAAACAAAUGAUAAAUUUAAGUAAAAUUAUAAAUUGUAGGUUUUAAUAUUGAAUUUUAAUUGCAUUAUAUAAUUACACACUAAUUUGUUUAUUCUUUUAUUUUUUCCUUUCUUUAAAAUGUGUGCGUGUGUGUCCGUGUGUGAGUGUUGAGAAGGAGGGGGGGGGAGUGGGGAAUGUGAGUGAAAAGAAUUUUUUAAGUUUAUUUUUUUUUAAUAGAAAUAAAAACGUUUCGAAAUCAACACAGGUACACUCAUUGUAGGGAAUUAUUAAAAAACAAUUUUUUUCUUCAUUUUAAAUCCUUUAAUUCUGUGAAAUCGUAAAACAUGUUAUUUGUUUAGUUUCUUUUGUUCUUUGAUGAAAAGUAGAGAUUACAGAAAAAAAAGUAAGAAUGAAGACAGAUAGGAAGUUUUUGAAAGAGAGCGUAAGAAGAUUAAAAAAAAAAACAAGAAUAAUGAGUAAUAGUGUAAAUAUUUGACGAAGUGUUUUCAUAAUAAAAAAAAGAACAGUGAUUAGGAUGAAAAAUUGAAUUAUAUAUAAAUAUUAAACAAGAAGAAAACAAAAUAAAAGGAGUGGUAAAAAAAUGAGUUGAAUGUAAUUUGUUUAGGGGAUGAAAAAUUAAAAGAGAGUGAGAGAAGAAAAUGGGUAAAAUACAUAAAUUACACAUAAAAAAAUAAAUUUAAAGUGAAGAAAUAAUUUAGUGAGAAAAAAAGAUUAAAAAGCUAAUUCUUCAAUACAAAAUGGAAAAAUAAAAAACAUGAGAAAUUUGUGAAAAAAAAACAGUAAAUUAUUGUUGAAACAAUAUUCUUAUAUAGAUUAUGAUGACUUAGUAACUCCAUGAUGAAAAACUCUGUCCAAGAAAAAAAAAACAAAGCUCUAUGUAAUUCACUUUAAAAAAAAAGAAAAAUUAUCAAUUUCUUUUUAUCAUUUUUCAUUUCAAAAAAAUUCCUUUCGAAUAAUGUGAUUCAGUCAGUUUUAAUUGCAAUGUGCUUUUUUUUUAUUUGUUAAAAAAGAAAAGUAAAAUAAAUAAAUCGCCUUCCUAAGAGAAAAUAAGAAAUAAUUUCCAGGAAUAAAUUAAAGAAAAAAAAACUUUAAAGCUCCUUCAUGGAGGAGAAAUGAGGAAAUGCAAAAGAAAUAUAGAGAUAAAAUUUUUAUCAGAAGCAACCAAAAUUGGUUUGCAAUAAAAAAAAAUCUUAAAGGGGAUAUGUGUAGAAUGAGACAAACAAGAUAGAAAGAAAAGGGUAGAAAUUUGCUAUAAAUAGAUGUGCAAGAGAGUCUUCCGCUCAAAAUUGAGUUUCUAUUUUUCAUUUCAGUGGAUAUGAAUGGAAAAUUUUAUCUUUUUUGAGGGUAAAACAUGAGAAAAAGUUAAAGAUGUUGGGAAAAAAAUGCAUGAUCCUUUUUCCAAGAAAACAAAACCCAAAAUUACCUUUAAAAAAAAGACAGAAAAUCAACAAGCAAAAAACAUAAUACCUAUGUACCCCUAUAUAGGCUAAAUAGCUUCAUAUAUUCCUCUCUACGCAUAUUUUUUUUUCCAAAAAAAAAAUUCACAAAGGGAAUAUUUUAUUUUUCAUUUUUUAUACAUUUUUUUCUUUACCUUUCAAUUUAUUAAGAAAAAAUAAAUAAAAGAGAAAAAGAAAAAAAUUAAAACUUGGAUUUACAUUUAGUAGAAGCAGUAUUUAAAAUUACAUUGUAAUAUAUAUAUUUUUUGUAAAUUUUACAAUAAUAUAAUUAAUUAAUUAAACAAAAAAAAAAGUAUGAUACCGUAAAGUUAAAAAAAGAGAAAGAAGAAAACAAAAAUACACAUAAAAUCUCUUUCAAAGUGAAUGAAUUUACGUGAUGCUGAAAGAGAAGGAAAUUAUCAAAAAAAAAAACACAUUUAUUUUUAUUUUUGAAUAAAGAUGCAGCAAAAAGAAAGAUUUAUUUGCAAAUUAACAAAAAGUUUAUUAAAACAGCAAAAAACUAAGAAGAAAAACUUUAAACAAAAAAAACUACAUGAAAAAGGUAAAUUUUUGAAAUUCAAUAAUGAAAGAAAAAAUAUUCAAAAGUAAAGUACAAAUAGUACUUGGUCUUUUUUUACAUUUUAAAAUUAUUAAAUAUACCGAAAAAAAAAUUAUAUUAAUAAAUUGAUUAAAAAAAAAAAACAAGAAAAAAAUGAAUAGAAAUUCAAAAGAGAUGGAAAAGAGUUUAAUAAAAAAAAUAAAACAUGAAAUUCAUUUUAUUGUGUAUGUAAGGAGUAUGUGGAAGAAGAAGAAAAUAUAUUAAAAAAAAUAUAUAGAAUUAGCGUAAAGUAGAUAAUGACAAAAAAGAAGAAGAAAAAACACACUCUACACAGAAAGCAGAUUUAAAAAUUUAAUAAAAAAGAGAGAUAAAAUUGGGCUGAAGUAUGUGUGUGAGUGAUUGCGAUUAAGUGAAGAGGAUAAUUUAAAAAACAAAAAGAAAAGAAGAAUAAUAAUUUUUAAAAGAAUUUUAUGAUUUUCAUUUUUCAAAAAAAAAAGAAAAGAAAAACCAGUUAAUAUCAAACACUGAAUACACUCUCCUAAUAUUCAUAAAAAUUAUUAAGAUUUUAAAUAAUAAAAGAAAAAGAGAAUCAACACAUUCAAAAUAA